AUAAGAGAAAAACUCAAAAUCGACAUUACUAUUAAUUGCCAAAGAAAAUUUCCGUAAACAGCGUUCUUCCAUCAAAGUUCGUUAAGAUACAUAUCAAUUUUCUUUGACAAUUUGCAUUUCUACAAAACCGUGAGAGCUACGUCUUCCAAAAGUCUCGUACAAUAAGUAAAUAAUAUCUUCAUGGCCGUACCUUGUUCACACAUUCUUCUCUAACAUCUUACGCAAUAGUAUUUCUUUUCAAUUUGUAUGUUUAUCAUCAUCAACUCUUGAGUUUCCAUCGAGACAAUCUCUAGAUCGCUUUUGUUUAUUAUUAUUUUUUUCUUAAGAAUACGUGAUGAGGAAUUCAAAUUCAAGAAAACAGAACAAAAUGGUGACGGAAGAUAACAGCGUCCCUAGGAGAAAAACAUUCGGGAGCAUGUUACAAUCCGAUCGAAAUCAGGAUCAAAAUGAGUAUACUAAUUUUUGUAGGAGCAAUACAUUUGAAGCUGGCCCUGCAAAUUACCAUAAUCGCCCUAAUGGAUUGAGCUCUGAUUACAGCAUGAUGAUCUCUCCUUCACCUUCAGAGGACCAUAAUUCAUUAUCGUCUCCAUAUGCCGCACCUUCUAUGGACCUAACAUCUCCUUUAUCGAAAUCUCCAUGGUCUUCUCAUUUCGAAAGCUAUCUAUACACGGGCCUUAUUGGGUCUCUUGUUCGUGAAGAAGGCCAUAUCUAUUCAUUAGCGGCUUCUGGAGACUUGUUAUAUACUGGAUCAGACAGCAAGAAUAUUAGGGUAUGGAAGAACCAAAAAGAAUUUGCAGGAUUCAAAUCAAACAGUGGAUUGGUGAAAGCAAUAAUCAUUACAGGAGAAAGAAUAUUCACUGGUCAUCAAGAUGGAAAGGUAAGAGUAUGGAAGGCUUCCCCUAACGAUCCAAACGUUUACAGGCGCAUUGGGACAUUACCAACUUUGAAGGCAUAUUUAAAAAGUUCAAUGAAUCCCAACAGUUACGUUGAAGUGAGAAGAAACAGAAAUUCCGUGUGGAUCAGACAUUUUGAUGCUAUUUCAUCUCUUAGCAUGAGUCAAGACCAAAUUCUCUUAUAUUCAGCAUCAUGGGAUAAAACCAUAAAGGUUUGGAGAGCAUCAGAUUUUAAGUGUUUGGAGUCCAUAUGCGCACAUGAAGAUGCAGUAAAUUCAGUAGUUGUUGGGUUUGAUGGGCUAGUUUUUUCAGGCUCAGCUGAUGGAACGGUAAAAGUUUGGAGAAGAGAAUUACAAGGGAAUAAAACAAAGCACUUCUUUUCACAAACGUUGUUAAAGCAAGAAUGUGCGGUAACAUCCUUAGUUGUUGAUCCUAGUUCCAAUUUCCUCUAUUGUGGUUCAUCUGACGGACUAGUCAACUUUUGGGAACGCACAAAGUUUUUGUCACUCGGAGGGGUUCUGAGAGGUCAUAAAUCAGCGAUUCUUUGCUUAGCCACUGCUGGGAAUUUAGUUUUUAGUGGAUCAGCUGACUCGAAUAUUUGUGUGUGGAGAAGGGAAGGCUGUGAGCAUAUAUGUUUAUCAGUGUUGAAAGGACAUUCAGGUCCUGUUAAGUGUAUUGCUGUUGAAGAUGAUCGUGGACCAACAACUUCUGGUGAUCAGCAAUUUAUCGUGUAUAGUGGUAGCCUGGAUAAAUCAGUGAAGAUUUGGAGAGUGUUACCAUGGCCACCACCGAUGCAAGCCCAAGUUCAAGACCAAUCCCAAUGGGGUAUGAGUUAGUAGAGCUGAAUUUAGGAUGUGGAGUAUGUGGAUUCAAAACGAGCUAUGGAGAUUUGGAGUGUGCCACCAUGGCCACCACCGAUGCAAGCCCAAGUUCAAGACCAAUCCCAAUGGGGUAUGAGUUAGUAGAGCUGCAUUUAGGAUGUGGAGUAUGUGGAUUCAAAACGAGCUAUGGAAACAUAUAUAUCAUACAUUAGAUAUUUUCCAAGUCUCAAUUUGUUGUGCUUAUGUAGUGGUAGCUGGAGAAAUCGGUGAAGAUUUGGAGAGCAUCAUCAUGGCGCCCCCCAUGGAAGAACAACUUCAACACCAGUCCUGAUGGGGUAUGAGUUAGCAGAGCCAAAUUUAGGAUUAAUUAGAGUAUGUGGAUUCAAACAAGUAAAAUCAUACUAUUGAUUGUAUAAUUCCUCAGUAUCAAUUUAUGUGACGUAUUUGACUCAAGAUAUGUGUCCAUUUUUCAAAUCAUUAAUAUAAAAUAGUGUU
This is a messenger RNA of Capsicum annuum, 2209 nucleotides long. RefSeq names its product protein JINGUBANG. Gene Ontology annotation, molecular function: protein binding. NCBI's taxonomy places the organism in Eukaryota, Viridiplantae, Streptophyta, Magnoliopsida, Solanales, Solanaceae. The coding region runs from base 335 to 1729 and encodes 464 amino acids. The record is from RefSeq and is a predicted model, not a curated record. The transcript is spliced from 2 exons.